This is a messenger RNA of Sinocyclocheilus rhinocerous, 4540 nucleotides long. Its product is annotated as beta-1,4-galactosyltransferase 5-like. Bases 221 to 1366 code for a protein of 381 amino acids. Lineage: Eukaryota; Metazoa; Chordata; Actinopteri; Cypriniformes; Cyprinidae. Gene Ontology annotation, molecular function: UDP-galactose:glucosylceramide beta-1,4-galactosyltransferase activity. Gene Ontology annotation, cellular component: Golgi apparatus. Gene Ontology annotation, biological process: carbohydrate metabolic process; glycoprotein biosynthetic process. The record is from RefSeq and is a predicted model, not a curated record. The transcript has 10 exons.
CAUUCAUUAGCAGCGCGCAGGAGGGUAUGUGUAUGAGUGCGUGCGUGCGUGUGUGUGUGUGUGCGCGUGUGACACACGGGAUGAAGAUGAUGAGACUCCACUACGACAAGUGAACCUUCUAGAUUGGAUACAUUCCGGGAUCGGACCUGAUCAGCGUGUCUGCGCUCGGACUCUCCAUCUGCGUCGAUUAACCGGACACAUAUCUGCGCCUCUCUGUAUAAUGCCGACACAUAUGAGAUUUCGGAGAAGGUCAUUUCUCGGGCUUUUAUUUCUCUUCUCGCUCUCCACUUCUGCACUGUACUUCAUCUAUUCAGCUCCUGGCAUAGUCAAUGAGUACCUGUUCACGGUUCAGGCCCGUGGGAUCCAGAUCCGUGAGAAUGUGAGGAAUAUGGGAGCUCAGGUUCUUGAGCAGAUGGUCCGCAGUGCCUACAACGUCAACGGCACAGACUAUGCAUACGAGUUUAACUUAAGUGAGGCAGAUGUUCCCACCACUCCUUACCUCCCGGAGGGCUUCACGUACAAGCCUGAUCAGGUCUGCCCGGAAAAACUGCCCUCCAUGAAGGGCAAGAUGAAGGUGAACAUGAGUGAGAUCGCUCUAGAGGAGGUUGAGAGACUACUCAAGAAGGCAGAUCCAAGUCUGUCUCUCGGGGGCCACUGGAAACCGCACGACUGUCUCCCGCACUGGAAGGUGGCCAUCUUGGUUCCUUUCCGUAAUCGCCAUGAGCACCUUCCCAUACUUUUCCGACAUCUGAUACCAGCGCUUCAGAGGCAGAGACUGCAGUUCGGUUUCUACGUCAUUGAACAGGCAGGAAAUGAACCGUUCAAUCGUGCCAUGCUGUUUAAUGUCGGUUUCAAAGAGGCCAUGAAGGACUUGAACUGGGAUUGUGUAAUAUUUCACGAUGUUGACCACAUUCUGGAAAAUGACCGCAACUACUAUGGUUGUGGUGAAAUGCCAAGACACUUUGCGGUCAAACUCAACAAGUACUCUUACAUGCUUCCGUAUGAGAAGUUCUUUGGUGGUGUUAGUGGGCUCACCGUGGAGCAGUACAGGAAGAUAAAUGGCUUUCCCAAUGCAUUCUGGGGCUGGGGAGGGGAAGACGACGACAUUUGGAACAGGGUUCAGUUUGCUGGCUACAAAGUGAGUCGACCUCAUGGAGACACUGGUCGUUAUAAGUCUAUACCACACCACCACCGAGGGGAAGUCCAGUUUCUGGGCAGAUACAAGUUGCUCCGUAGAUCCAAGGAGAGACAGAGCCUGGACGGCCUGAAUAACUUGAAUUACUCCCCUCUAGUGUCCCGGAAGAGUCUGUACACUAAUGUGUCAGUGACGCUCAGUCAAGACCUGGCCCCUGUCGCCGAUUACUGACAACACACAAGGGACGGGCCAGACAGGGGGUGGGGAUUCCUUAAAUCUUUAAUGCACAGAGCAUUUUUAUUUUAUUUUUAAAUUUAUUUUAUUAUAUUAUUAUAAUUAUUAUGUUUUUAAAUUUGGCUUUUCUACAUAAUUUGUUAAGCUAAUUUGACCACAGUUUUGUUUUGUUUUUGUUUUUUUUCCUUUGUCACUCAUCCACUGUCCGUCUGUCAUGUGAAUCGAUCCAUUCUUGAAUCCAAAACCCCAGCUGCUGGUUUACCCUCAUCGGACCAAUCAGAUCCGACAUGUGGUGUGUGUCUUCUAAUCAGACUUCGCCUGGGGGGGUGAAGUCGCGUGUUUACAGCAUGAAUGACAAAAGCUAUUGAACAAGUUAAUGACAAUUAUGCUAAACGACUUCAGAAUAGCCAUUGUAGGAGUUGAGGGAUAUGCCCUUUUCUCUGCCAGAAACAAACACAGCUGGUUCUGUGCAUUACGAUAUAAACCAAUAAAUGCAGAUUAAGAUAUUUAUUAAAUAUAGAAUAAAUAAGCAUGCACUGAUACUUACGGUAGAUGCUACUAACAUCACGGGUUUAAGUGUGAGUAUUCGCUCAUGAAACGUGGAAACGAACACCCUCGAUCAUUUUAGCUGUACAAUACAAACACGCUCAUCUACCACAAUGCAUACCGUUCAACACAAAGAGUUUUCUCGACAUUAGCAUGACCCCAUGAAAAUGGCUUGACAAGCGCAGUGUCCUUUCCUGUGUUCAUGUAUCUUCCACUAAAACAGGGCGUUGGGGCAUAUCAAAGGGCUUGUACCUUUUUGUAAAUGGCCAGUAGCUUUUAGUUUAUGAUUUGCUACUUGCUAUUUCUAAUCAGGGGCAGGCGGUAUUGAGAGGGGGACAUUCAAUUGAGUUAAAAUUAGCCCAGAAUAAAUUUUGGCCUCAUCUAUAUUUAUGGGCCGUUUUCCGUGAACAGAUAUUCUCAUUUGUACAGUCAUUUUCAAUCCGUCUAUCUGCUAAAGUGAGUUUUCUCAACUCUUAGGAGUACAACCAGCACAUCAGACCUAAUAUACAUGGACUAAAAGGCCACAAAACGAUGUCUUAAGAGCCGUACACAAACCACGGCAAUGCCAGCAAAAUGCGCCUCGCUCUGAACGGUCACGCAUUUUUGCUGCGUUCACUGGGAUAUUUGUCAUUGGAACUAGAUUAGGACCAGCUGACGUGUUAGUUUUGAGAUUUGUCAAGCUGUAUUUAUGUGGGUCUGCUGGUCGUUUAAAACACUGGAUUGUCUGUCGAACAAACAUCCUGUUGUUUGUGCUUACAGAGGGGUUUUUCCAUUAGUUCCUGCUUACGUUGUGUAGAUAUUGUGCGAGUGUUUCCCAUGCACUGCCCUUCACAGUCAAAUCGACAUGCUUUGCAUUGAGCAAUAUGCUGUUGCCUCUCUGCGUGUGUAGUCACCGCACCUCUGAUGACAUUAUAAAACGCUAUUGAGUUUUACUAGAGCCAAUAUUUGACAUUGUUUAAUUCCGAGUGUUAUUGCCAGGCAAUCUCUUGAGCUGAAUUCGGACAAAUAGACUGAGCAACUCUAUUAGACCAAACACACAGACACUUUGGGCCUCAUUCGUGAAACCACUUGCAUUCAACAACUUGCGUUCAAGAAAUACGUCGAAACGUAGAACACAUGCAAAUAGAGAUAGUUUACAUUCGUGAAAGCAGACUGAAUUUCUGUGUCGUCAUUCAUACAAACAUUAUUGCGCAAUUUGUUGCAUUGAAAUGAAUGCGACUUAUUUUAUGAACAACUCGCACAGAAAUUGGUCCUGCUUGUGUUUUAUAAUAUCCUGAGAUACAGUGUCCAUGUCGGUCAUUUAUGAACCAUAAAUGAGGCCCUUUGCUUUCAUUCCACUGUAAUAGCACAUUAUCAUUACACGCGUUUAUGUCGUUUAGAGACCUUAGAGGCUUCGUAAUGCGUAUUUGUGAGCGUGUUCGUGUGCAUUCCUCAAAUCACAGAGGCUGGACCUCGUACUUAUUCAUUCUUUUAUGUACAUUUGUUUUGUUUUUUUUAUUAGUUUUAGUUCAUUUUUACAUAUUUCUAUUUUGUUUUACUGUAAUUGUGAUUAUUGUGAGGGAAACGGAUCAAGAGAGAUAACUGUGAUGUAAAAACAAGCACUGAAAUAUGUUUCUUAUCGCGUACAAUGUGAGGCUGAUCUUGGGAAGAGAGUCUGUUGCUGUUAAACUCAAUGGACGGCAGUUUCGUAUGAUGACACGAGAGAACGAGUAAGUUAGAGAGACGGUUCUUGAGCGCCCGCCCAGUGAACGUAUCCUGCCCUGAUAGCCAAUGGUGCUGACCUCACAGACAUUAGUACUGUGCUGCCGUGGUACUUUUGUCUUGUAACAGACAAUUAGACGGGAUUGAAUCUAAUUACACUCUUGCCUCAUUGACCAUCUCGGCAGCGUAAUCUAUCCGUGUAGCAGGUAAAUUGUGUUUAGCUGGACGAACGCUCAAGCAGAUCUUUCUAAUGUUUGAUUCUCUCUGUGUUUGACGCUCAUGGAGUUUUGCGCCAAUGUUUGGGGUCCUUUUUGCUCGUUUAACAAUUAGCGAUUAAUGCUCUCGCACUGCGUCCGAACCCAAUGCAACAUGACAAGAUCCCAGCAUGAUGCCACAAACCAAGUGACCAACAAAACGAGCUCAAAAUCAAAUAUAAGACACAGAAAAUCCUACUGGUCCUGCCUCACUUUUCUUUAUGGGGCCCGUCAUUGGCACACUCCAGCCCACUAUAUAACCCAUUCUGCUCCAGAUGAAAUGACAGGGAGGGCCGCAAGCCAUCCCUUGAACAACUGGCUGCCUUAAAACCUGUUAAUUUAUUCAAUAUAAUCAUGUUUUUAUUUUUUAUAAGCAAAUAUAUUUAAUUUGUUAUUGUGCAUAUUGUGUAGUGUGUUUUGGGAAAAAAAGUCAUAUAAAGGAACUUCAAAGAUUGACUUACUAUUAAGAAAGAAUUUGGAGCCCUUUAGUCAGACAAUGAUUUGGUGCCAUUGAUCUCUCUGUGAAUGCCAUGAGCUGUACGAGCUGUAUUUUCUAUUCACUCCAACAUUUUUUUUUUAUCAUAACAGGCCUUAAAUACUGUUUUUAUGAUCAUUUGUGAUGAUUAUAAAGAUGUUCCUCUAUAACAUUAUCAUGUACCUUACUAAGAUC